UGAUUGGCGUGUUGCUCGUAACCUAGGAAGCGUUGUUGGGAUAUAAAGCCGUUUUAUAUCCAGAGAAAACACUAUGGACUUUUAAGAUAGCUUAAGUCUUGCCGACCAGCCUAACUUUCCCCGUUGUCACCUCGGCAGAUCAUAACCACAGUACAGAAUAUAGCAGAAGCAAUAUGCGAUAACGCUAACAAGAACAAGCUGUAUGGUUAGCCACCUAGCCGUCCGUUGAGUUUUAAAUGAUCAUCAGAUAGCCAACUAGUUAGCUAACCUGUCUUAGCGAAGUUGUUUUUCUGUAUCGUUUACUUGAUUAUAGUCCAAUGUUAAGCAAAUCCUGGCUAAGUCUUUCUAGUUGGUGGUCACAAUACCAUUAGCGUUAGCUACCUCCGACAUUAGCUAGCUGUUCAGCUAAGACUUGCUUCAUGUAAUUCCGGCAGUUUCAUUACUAACAUCACUUGGCCAGUACCCUGCGCUGCCCUGUUCAGAGGUGAGGUUAGGUGCGGGUCAGCAUGGCCGGUUUGGGCGUGGGUACGGGCGUGUGCCUUAUUGCGACCGUAUGGAUUGUGACUUUCGUACUCAGCCUCAUUCUUUCUCGCACCGCUGGUCCAACAAAACUAGGGAUCAUCCCCAUUGUGUUCCUCGCUCUCACCGUCACCUUGAUCCUUGUGCUUUUCCCCCGUGCCCCUGAAGCGCCGUCCUCUGUUAAAGAAACCGAGAUAGUGGACGCCUUCUUCAUCGGCCGCUACGUGCUUUUGUCCGUAGUCAUCGUGGUGUUCCUGGCAGCUCUCUUCAUGCUAUUACCCUUGUACCUCCUGGAGCCGGUGUAUGCCAAACCCCUUAGAGCCAAGUAGAACAGGAACUGGCGCAUCUCAGACCCCCACGCACACAGUGGGCCAGCCUGAUGCAGCCCCCUCUCAGUGGGCCUGGCACCGAACAAAAGGACCCUACAAGAGGUUUCUGUGUUCCUCUCUGCUGUCCAAACCAGAAGGAUCAUCAUCUGAUCGUAGAGCACACAGAGACUAUCAGUUAGAUUGUUGUGCUGCACUGAAAACAAUAUGUAUUUAACAUGUUUGCCAUUGGUUUACAAUAAAUGCGUGACAUUUUUAGUAACUGAUACAUGCAUGUUAUUGUAUAAGUGUGUAGUUAUGAGUUAUGGCGUCAGUAUGUAGUUAUGGAAUGUGAAAUGUGGCCUGACAUGCUGGCUUGCUGACUGAUGAAGCAGAGCUCCGUAUCGUGCCUGUUCCCGACAGAACCCAGACGGGGUUGAUCAGGUCUGCUCCAUAUUGACAUGCUAAUUUGGCCUCAUGGAACUGUUCUUUAAAACGCCGUCUCGCUCUUCGCACAAUGCGACGAAGGUACAGGCACCCAAGCUGGGCGCGUCAACAGAAACUCAAGCUGUGUGAGCCGAUUCUUUGGAUCGUAACAAGGCACUGCUCUGCGCACACUCAUUAUCAGACGUCUGCCUUUAAUCUCAUACGUUUUAAAGGGAAGCAAGACUUCACACUCGGGAGGUGGACAUUAUUAUAUUUGUUAAUGCAUAUAUGUCUCACGUACACAAUGUCCCCACCACCUCAUCAGGGAGCUUGUAGGCAUCCAACAAUGAUUGUAAAUAAAUUGCAUAUUGUUCAGA
Molecule: messenger RNA, 1627 nt
Organism: Electrophorus electricus (electric eel)
Lineage: Eukaryota; Metazoa; Chordata; Actinopteri; Gymnotiformes; Gymnotidae
Gene: tmem218
Product: transmembrane protein 218
Source: RefSeq, a predicted model, not a curated record